GAGGUUUGAGACACUGUUGAAGUUCUCUGGGGUUUUGAGACACUCAGAUUUUGAAACAGUAGCAGCCUCUUGGAGUUGAGAGACAGUGAAGUUCCCAAAACCGCAUAAAUCAAUCUUGUUUCAUCUGUUUCUCCUGGACUGAGCUUUCAUCCAGGAGAUGACACCAAGUUUACCAUUUUCUAAUUCAUAUGUCUAAAACCCUUCUCUCCCGCAUUAGACCCCUCCACAACCCAAAACCAAAACCCCCUUCUUCUUCUUCCAACUUCCCGUUAACACGCCGUAUCAAAGAACUCGUUAACGAGGUCUGUCAAAUCCUCCAAACCCAACAACAAUGGGAAAACGCUGUCGAAAUCCGUCUUUCACAGGAAGAAAUUGUCCCUUCCGACAUUGCACACCUUGUGUUCGACAAACUUAAGGAUGCUCAUGUGGGUCUCAAGUUCUUUGAUUGGGUCUCUCAAAGACCCUAUGGUUGUCCCCUUGAUCGUUUUGCUUGUUCUUCUCUUUUGAAACUCUUGUCUAAGUUUAGAGUUUUCCCUGAAAUUGAAAGUUUGUUGUCCAGCUUGACUACUUGUGAAGAUAAGUUUCCUACUCUUGAAGCGUUGGAUGCUGUAAUUAAAGCUUAUUCUGAUUCUAAUUUGGUUGAUAAAGCUGUUGAAUUGUAUUAUUUUGUAUUGAGAACGUAUGAUUUGGUUCCACAUGUAGUUACUGUGAAUUCUUUACUUCAUGGUCUUGUAAAACAUGGUAAGAUUAAAGCUGCUAGAAGACUUUAUGAUGAACUCGUUGAGAGAAGUAGCAGUGUUGAGGAUACAUUUUUGGAUAAUUUUAGCACUUGUAUUAUUGUGACAGGGUUGAGUAAAGAGGGGUAUGUUGAAGAAGGCAGGAAAUUGAUUGAGGAUAGGUGGGGUAAAGGUUGUGUACCAAAUGUUGUUUUUUACAAUAUAUUGAUUGAUGGCUACUGCAAGAAGGGUGACAUUAGAAGUGCGUACAGACUUUUCAAUGAGUUGAAAUUGAAGAGCUUUUUAACCACAGUGGAGACUUAUGGGGCACUGAUAAAUGGGUUUUGUAAAGAUGGGAAUUUUGAGAAAGUUGAUAUGCUUGUGCAGGAGAUGGUUGAGAGGGGUGUGAUUGUCAAUGCCCGAGUGUAUAACACUAUCAUUGAUGCUAGGUGUAGGCAUGGUUUUACUAUGGAAGCAAUAGACACUGUAAAGAAAAUGGUUGAAGCUGGCACUAAGCCAGAUAUCGUGACAUAUAACAUAUUGGUCUCUUAUUCAUGCAAGGAUGAGAAAAUUCAGGAAGCUGAAAAGUUUCUAGAGCAGGUUAAGAAUAUGAGGUUGGUGCCGACCAAGUUUACUUAUACUCCUCUGAUACAUGCCUACUGCAAAUUUGGUGAUUUUGAAAGGGCAUUAAGUUUGCUUGCUGAGAUGACAGAGUAUGGUGAAAAGCCUGAUGUGUCAACUUACGGAGCACUUGUCCAUGGAUUGGUGGUCUCUGGUGAAGUUGAUGUUGCAUUAGUCAUUCGAGACACGAUGAUUGAAAGGGGAGUAUCACCUGAUGCUGGAAUAUAUAAUGUUUUGAUGAGUGGGCUCUGCAAAAAAUUGAAGCUUCCCGCUGCCAGGCAUCUCCUUGAUGAGAUGCUUGGCCAUGGUAUAUUACCUGAUGUUUAUGUUUAUGCCACUUUAGUCGAUGGAUGUGUAAGAAAUGGGGAAUUUCAGGAAGCGAAGAAGCUCUUUGAGCAGACAAUUGAGAUGGGUAUGGAUCCUGGGCUUGUGGGGUACAAUGCCAUGAUCAAAGGAUACUGUAAGUUUGGAUUGAUGAAAGAUGCAGUUGCUUGCAUCAGUAGAAUGAAAAAGUCAAAAAUUUCUCCAGAUGCCUUUACUUAUUCAACUGUAAUUGAUGGGUAUGUAAAGCAACAUGAUUUGCGCCAAGCAUUAACGAUACUCCCUCACAUGGUAAAGCGCAAUUGUAUGCCAAAUGUGGUAACAUACACCUCUCUAAUUUAUGGCUUUUGUCAGAAUGGAGAUCUUGUGAGAGCUGAAAAUUUGUUCAAUGGAAUGCAAUCAAAUGGUAUGAUGCCUAAUGUGAUAACUUAUAGUAUACUAAUUGGUAGCUUUUGUAAAGUGGGAAAACUUGCAAAAGCAGCUUCUAUUUUUGAACAAAUGCUCAUGCACAAGUGCUAUCCAACUGAUGUCACAUUCAAUUAUUUGGUCAAUGGCUUUUCCCAUUGCACAUCUACUAUUUUCUCAAAAGAGAAAAAUGAUCCUCAGGAUGAGAUGAACUCUAAGUUUAUGGCAACUUUUAAAAGAAUGAUAUCAGAUGGUUGGCACCCGAGAAAUGCUGCAUACAACUCCAUUAUCACCAGCCUCUGUUUGCAUAAAAUGCUCAAAACUGCAUUGCAACUACGUGACAAGAUGAUUAGUAAAGGCUACUCUACAGAUUCAGUUACCUUUGCUGCCUUAUUGCAUGGAAUUUGCUUGGAUGGAAAAGCCAAAGAAUGGAAAAGUAUUAUUUCCUGCAGCUUAAGUGCGACAGAACUGUCUUUCGCUUUAAAGUAUUCUUUGAUAUUUGACCAGUACAUGAGUCAUGGAUUCGACUCUGAGGCUUCAGUGAUUUUGCAUACCUUGGGUAAAGACAAUGUCUCAUAAUCAAGAUGAAACUGAUGUUAAGUUUUUGGUAAGCUUGGACUGGCAGAAGACUGAAGGUCUGCGUAAUUGCUGUUUUAUCGAGAGAGUAUAUGUAUUAUAGGAGUAGGCUGGAUCUUCUAUAAGAUGGAUGGAGCUCUCUGAUUGUUGCUUUAUCUGAUCUUCUGUGCAGAUUGAUGGUUUU
Molecule: messenger RNA, 2823 nt
Organism: Solanum verrucosum
Lineage: Eukaryota; Viridiplantae; Streptophyta; Magnoliopsida; Solanales; Solanaceae
Product: pentatricopeptide repeat-containing protein At1g52620
Exons: 1
Coding region: 189-2642 (817 amino acids)
Molecular function (GO): protein binding
Source: RefSeq, a predicted model, not a curated record